UCAAGAUGAUUACCUACAUUGUAGAUACUUGACGUUGCCUCAACCGAUGCAAAUCUGAUCUUUUCUACAAUCCAAACAUAUUGUCUGUUAACUUAUUUUAUAAGAUCAUUGCAGGACUAUAUUGGGAAUUUCAACUAUUUAUAGCUAUGAAUUCCAGUACUCUUUUACUUCUAUUAACGUUAUCAAGUACAUUCUUAUCGAUUGCAUCACAGAGAUGUCGCCUUCCCAAUGUGAGGAUGGAACUUGACGUUAAAAAGCUAUCAAAACUUUCGUGGUAUACUGGACUAGAAACGAACGAUAUCACAUCAAUAAUAUCUUGUAUCAAAUAUGAAAAUUUCACAUCUACAAAGUCUGGCUUCAGAACUGUUCUAACAGAACGUGUUAUCAGAUACAUCAAUUUUGGAAUUCAGUACGACUACGAUGAAAACGGAAUUUACCAUUUAAGGGAAUCAGAUAGAGAAAUGGAUCACGCCCAGCACAUAAGAGGAAUGAAUGGACUUGAGGACCAAGCGUUGUUGGAUAUGGAUCACUUGAUAGCUACAGGGAAUUAUGUGUAUCUGACUGACUAUAAGAAUUAUUUCGCGGGGUUUCUCUGUCCAUCGGAUGGAACAUCUCACGAUGACCAGCAAAUUAUUUGGGGAUGUUUUCCAAGUCCAAAUCCAACUUUAUCACAGGUUGCAGCAUUCAUCAAUGUUCUUCAGGAAGUCGGAAUAUUUGCCAACUUUCAUGCUUCAACCUGUUCGGAAACCGACUGGAGUCGCGAUGUGUUGAUAGAAAAAUGAAUAAAAAAUUUAAAGAUGAAAAAGUGUUUAUCUGAUGAGUUAAUUUUUAAAAACGUUUUAAUUACAAACGGUUCAAAAUAAUGAAAUUAUCAUAUAUAUAUACGUCAUUGCAAAUUACAAAUUUUUGUAAUAUUACAUUAAUAAAAUCUUCAAUAAUGUACAUUAAUAAAAUCUAUUUCCAUUUUCAUUAUAUAUAAUCUAGUUUACAUGCUGGAUCCUUACCCAAAAAUAAAAUUUGAAGCUUCA
Styela clava is the source of this 1028-nucleotide messenger RNA. RefSeq lists its product as uncharacterized. The record is from RefSeq and is a predicted model, not a curated record. Lineage: Eukaryota; Metazoa; Chordata; Ascidiacea; Stolidobranchia; Styelidae.